AUGCAGAACCUGCGGCGCGGAUGCCUGCAGCUGGUCGGCCCCUCUCGCCUCGUCGCAACGGCACUACGCAGCGGCGCAACUGAUGUGCCAUGCUUGCGCCUGUGGACAACCGCUCGAGGAAGCGGCUAUGCGCAAGCCCGUCGGUCGAGCGGCAUUUGCGGCUUGGAGGGCCGAAACGCGGGGCUGCGAUCAUGCGUCAAUUCCUCCAAGUUGCCCAUCGGUGCGCCUCGCGGUGGGAGGGUAUUCUCCGCGUCUUCGGGAGGGGCUGGAGGUGGAGGUGGGAUUUCUAAAACUUUGGGUGGCGGCGGUGGCGGGGGAGGGGAAGGUGGCGGGGGCGUGAGUGCUUGGGUGGCGGGCGUGUGGGCGGCAUACCUGCGGCAGCUGGAGAUCAGGCCUGUGAUCACCAAAAUGUGGACCUCCGGGCUGUUGAAUGGAUUUGGGGACGCGUUGUGCCAGGGCAUGUUCAAUGGGGAUUCGAAAUUUGACUUCCAUCGGUUUGUCGUGUUCACGGGUCUCGGCGUGUUCCUGGUGGGGCCCGCUCUGCACUAUUGGUACACAGCUCUAACCAAGAUAUUCACGGUGCCGGGAACCAAGGGCGUGCUUGGAUCUCUGGCCCUUGACCAGCUCGCCUUUGCGCCGACCUUCUGUGGAGUCUUUAUUUCCAUUUUGAUGACGCUGGAGGGACAGACAGCGCAAAUUCCUGCCAAAUUGAAGCAGGAUUGGUUCAACACUGUUGUGAUGAACUGGAAGAUCUGGGUGCCUGCUCAGCUCUUUAACUUCUGGCUUGUACCGCCAACUCUUAGGGUGCUGUGCGCAAACAUUACUGCUCUGGUGUGGAACGUGUACCUCUCGUUUGCAAGCCACAUAGCAGUGGAGGAGACUAAGUGA
This is a messenger RNA of Ostreobium quekettii, 888 nucleotides long. NCBI's taxonomy places the organism in Eukaryota, Viridiplantae, Chlorophyta, Ulvophyceae, Bryopsidales, Ostreobiaceae. The record is from the annotation of a GenBank genome assembly.